This is a messenger RNA of Protopolystoma xenopodis, 255 nucleotides long. The record is from the annotation of a GenBank genome assembly. Lineage: Eukaryota; Metazoa; Platyhelminthes; Monogenea; Polystomatidea; Polystomatidae.
AUGCUUGGGAGCAAUUUUUUACUCUAUCUAGCCUCUAGCGGAGGCGAUCGGAAACUGCGUCUAUGGGACCUGCGUAACACUCUGCAGCCAGUCAUAGACGUGGAUGUGCUCUACUCUGGUCCUGUAACCUCACUGGAUUUCAGUCAACGCGGCCUCCUUGCAAUGGCGUCGGGUUCAUUGGUUCAGGUAGGUCAGAAUGGGUCAAAUUAUGGCAAUAAUUUUGCCACUUUAACCAGAGUUAUUCUCAUUCGUUAA